UUGCCGCAUAUUCCGGUGUCCUUUGCUUCUUCCUGUUCAUUACGCACUCGAUUUCAUAGCAUCAAAAUGUCUGGACUUCUGCGGGGAAGCGCUCGGAUCCGCAGGGUUCUGCGGGGAUCAACCAUCACCCAGCGAGCCAACAUCGCUACGCGCCCUGCCAAGGAUAAGUUUGGGCCCACUGAGACAAUAAUUGGUCUGACCGUAUUUUCUUUUACCAUCCUGGGACCAUCUGGGUGGGUUCUGGCCAACCUGGAAAACUACAAAAAGAAGGGCACUGCUGAGUCGGAGUGAUCCACCGGUCAUGGACUGAAAGCAGUUUGUCUGGUUUUAUUGCUUUUAACACCUUGGGACCACCAUCUCACAGACCUCCAGCUUACCUAAACAGCGGAACAGUUUCUCUCCUUUGAGCCACCCUGUUACCUCUCCAUGCGACCGUUUACUUUCCUCCAAACACUUUGGUCUUUGUUACACUGAGGUGUUUGCUCCUUGUUACCAACUGUGUAAUAACAUGUAACCAUGGGUGAUUCAGUUCUCCUUAACUGGAGCGGUUACAUUUGAAAUAAAGUUAUUUAAAUCUUAAAA
This is a messenger RNA of Sinocyclocheilus anshuiensis, 582 nucleotides long. RefSeq names its product cytochrome c oxidase subunit 8B, mitochondrial-like. The record is from RefSeq and is a predicted model, not a curated record. The transcript has 2 exons. Bases 67 to 291 code for a protein of 74 amino acids. Gene Ontology annotation, biological process: mitochondrial electron transport, cytochrome c to oxygen. Gene Ontology annotation, cellular component: respiratory chain complex IV; mitochondrion. NCBI's taxonomy places the organism in Eukaryota, Metazoa, Chordata, Actinopteri, Cypriniformes, Cyprinidae.